UUGCUUCUCUGCGACUCCACCCCUCCAGCAGACGAAGGCAUGGCGAGCACCGAAGCUAGAAGAGAGUGCGAGACGGAGGGAUGCAGCAAGGACGCAAAACUCCAGUGUCCCACAUGUAUCAAGCUUGGUAUUCAAGGCUCGUAUUUCUGUUCGCAGGAAUGUUUCAAAGGGAGCUGGGUGUCUCACAAGUUGCUGCACAAAAAAGCAAAGGAGGACAAGAAUCAGAAUGAAUUGAAGAACUGUGUGGAGAAGGACAUCAACACAGACCCAUGGCCGGGCUACCGCUACACAGGAAAACUACGCCCUUACUACCCACUGACUCCCAUGAGGCUGGUGCCUGGUGACAUCCAAAAACCUGACUAUUCCGAUCAUCCCAGAGGCAUUUCUGAGUCUGAGCAGUUUCUAAAGGGGACGUCACAGAUCAAGAUCCUUUCUCCUGAGGACAUUGAAGGCAUGAGAGUAGUAUGCAAGCUGGCUAGAGAAGUCCUGGACAUUGCAGCCAUGAUGGUGAAACCUGGUGUUACAACAGAAGAAAUCGACCAUGCUGUCCAUCUGGCUUGUAUAGCAAGGAACUGCUACCCCUCUCCUCUCAACUACUACAAUUUCCCCAAAUCCUGCUGCACGUCUGUCAAUGAAGUCAUUUGUCAUGGCAUCCCAGACAGAAGACAACUACAAGAAGGAGAUAUCCUCAACGUGGACAUCACAGUUUACCACAACGGUUUCCACGGUGACCUGAAUGAAACCUUCUAUAUCGGAGAGGUGGAUGAAGAAGCAAAGAAACUGGUUCAGACCACAUAUGAAUGCCUUAUGCAAUCCAUCGACUCUGUGAAGCCUGGCAUCCGCUAUAGAGAAUUAGGUAACAUCAUCCAGAAGCACGCUCAGGCCAACGGCUUCUCUGUGGUGCGGAGCUACUGUGGCCACGGCAUCCACAGACUUUUCCACACUGCUCCCAAUGUGCCACAUUAUGCCAAAAACAAAGCAGUUGGAGUUAUGAAGCCUGGCCACGUGUUCACCAUUGAGCCCAUGAUAUGUGAAGGUGGCUGGCAAGAUGAGACAUGGCCCGACGGCUGGACGGCGGUGACCAGAGACGGGAAGCGCUCGGCUCAGUUUGAACACACCCUGCUAGUAACAGAGACCGGCUGCGAGAUCCUCACCCGCCGCCCGGAGGACAACGGUCGCGCUCAUUUCCUGAGCCAAGUGUAGGCUGGACCUGAACGCACCAAGGACUGGACUUUCCAGACACAUACAGCCACCCACCUCUGGGUCAUACACACACACACGUACACACAUAUCACAAACACGAGGCACCACUCCUAGAGCUAAGUUCAACUGUGGCUCUCAUUGUUAUUUGAAUUAAAUAUUGGUUCCUCAAAUUAAAUGGAAGUACUUGAAUGUGUCUUAUAUCAAAUGUGGAUCUCUUUAUUAGUGAAAACCUGAUCAUUUGAAGGAAAUAUGAAAGUAUUUAUUAGGCUUUGGUUUUGCUUAGUGGCUGGGCUUGACAUCAGGCCUGCUUUGACUUCUGUGUCAUGUCAUGCAGGGUUUUGGCUGGCUGGCUAGUUGUUGUCUGUGGUGUGUGGAGCUCAGGGCAAAUCCAACCAGUUCCCCAUGCUUCUCUUCUUUUCUCUCAGCCUCUGCUAAACUUAAUCAGACUUCAUAUGAAUUUCCCAGAGAUUGGACUGAAAAUGAUCAGCUAUAGUAGAGACAAAGAAGGGAGUACCAGGAAACUGGAUCAACAAGUGUCACAACCUCAAGAACUAGCAACUCAAAACUUAUAGCUAAGCUAAAAAAACUCGACAACAAAAAUCAUCCUCCGGCAGCCAUAUUGGAUAUCUUUAGGCCUUAUGAAACAGGAGCAAAGUAGCAUACUAACGGUAGACGUAUUUAAAGCAGAUGGAGGAAAUACACUUAGUUGCUUUCUUGCCCAGAGGUAAAUGAGAGGAUCAAUGCCAAUCUCACAUCUGACCCUUCAGUAUGUAGCUACAACCAGGAGAUUGUUAGCUUAGCAUAAAGACUGCUAGCUGGGGGAAACGGCUAGCCUGCCUCUAUGCAAAGUUGCCUACAAAAGCUCCACAGUUAUCAUUGUAUGUCUUGUUUAUUGAUUCUGUAGAAGUGAAGUGUAAAUUUUUGCCAUUUUUACACUUGGUAAGGAUUAAACAAAUGAGUUAUAACAUGUUAAUUAGUGAGCUUUAGAGGAGCUGGUGGAUUUUGUUACCUUCAGACAGAGCCAGGCUAGCUGUUUCCCCGUUUCCAGUCUUUAUUCUAAGCUAGGCUGAGCUAAACUAACUGUCUUCUUCUGUAGUUUCAUAUGCACAGAGAAUUGUAGAGCUGCAACUCUUAGCUGAUUAAUCGAUUAGCUAUCAACUAUUACAGUAAUCAGCAACUAUUUCAAUAACUGAUUAAUCACUUUUGAGUCUUUAAAGAAAAGAUGUCCUGAAAUGUGAACAUUUUCUACUUUCUUUGCUCCUCUAUAACAGUAAACUGAAUAUAUUUGGGUUGUGGACAAAAGAAAACAUUUGAUGACGUCGCCUUGGAUAACAACUAAACAAUUGAUCAAAAUAAUUGCCGAUUAAUCGAUAAUGAAAAUAAUUGUUAUUUAUGGCCUGGAAAUUUGUAUUAAUCUCUUCAUCUAACUCUCAGCAAGAAAGCAAAAUUAACAUAUUUCCCAAAAUGUUGAUCUCAUUUCUGUGACCGUUUCAAAAAAGGUGAUCAACGCUCAUUUGAUUUAUUGUGUCAUGCCAGCCUGUUGGUCAGCUAACCACAGUACCAGGUCACUUAUCACUGUCUUAUGUAACUGUUGACUUGUCCAGUAGAAGCACUCUAACUCAAUUGUUAUCCUGAAUGUGGCUAUUAUUAGUGCACAGUCAGUUUUUCAGUAGAGGACGUCAGCCGUGGUUGCUAGGAGAACUGUGACGCAACCACAGAGCAUAGUACAUAGAUAUCCAAAAAUGGGAAUAACUCCCAUUGAGCACAGAGUUGUCGUUCAAGUGCUGAACUUGUUAAUCCUGCUCUGAGGAAUACUUAGUGUCUCAUGUUUCCGAUAACCCUGGUGUAGCAAAUUGAGCCUUAAUGUGUGAAUCUAGGAAAUAAAACUUGCCGAAUAUCUCAAGGAAGGUUAACAGGUUUCCCCUUAUCUCAACAGUCAUCGUUUACCUUGAUGUCGGGAUUUUCCUGGUGUGAGCAGCAUUCAUUAUUUCUACAUUUUCAGAGGACUUAUGUGAUCUCAGUUUCUCUGCCAUCUUUGUAUUUCUUCUAAUGGAGUAAUAAAUUACUCUUCUGUAGCUCUGUGUGGGUGAGUUUGUCUUUGAACAGGUAAUCUAAAUCCCAAUGUGAUUAUUGUGGUACCUAAUGCCUUUUUAAAGUCAGUGGACUACAUAAUAGUUUAAAGUGCGUUUGAGACUUGAUUUUUGACACUGAGUUUUCUUCAAGUUACACUAGUGUGACUAUAUCAGUUAACAUUUACCUUCAUAAAGUUACAAUGAAGGUUCUCUGCUUCUAUAAAGACACUAUAGGUCUACAAACAUGACUUCAACAGUACAAACAGCUGUUGUUCAGCAGAAUUCAGUUAUUCAGUAAACUCUGUAAAAAUGAGCCGAGCUAACAUGCUAAAUUCUUGACUUUAAAUACUGUCCUUGAAAGAAAGCGGAAAACAGUAACUCGCACACGCUCGGUCCUCGCAAUAGAGACGCUGGUAGUUAUCUGAGAAUAAUUAAACUAAUGCAGUAAAGUGCAAUCAAUCAUUACUUUGUGUGAAUGCGGGAUUUACUGUAGAUUACUUCAAAGUCAGACUCAUCUGUAUUUUCAUUUCUGCAGCAUAUUCGGUAAAUAAAAUGUUUUCAGACUUCUUGA
This is a messenger RNA of Micropterus salmoides (largemouth bass), 3846 nucleotides long. It is a transcript of the gene metap1, whose product is annotated as methionyl aminopeptidase 1. The record is from RefSeq and is a predicted model, not a curated record. NCBI's taxonomy places the organism in Eukaryota, Metazoa, Chordata, Actinopteri, Centrarchiformes, Centrarchidae. Gene Ontology annotation, biological process: proteolysis. Gene Ontology annotation, molecular function: metalloaminopeptidase activity. The transcript has 11 exons. The coding region runs from base 40 to 1203 and encodes 387 amino acids.